CCGUUAUGCGGAGGAGGAGCGACUCGAUGCAAACUGCUAUCAGUUCUGUUUUAAAAGUUAAAAAUUAACGGGCCCAUCAGAACCAGAACAGGGACCAAACACACCCCUAACAGGUUGCCAUGGAAACGCCUCACACACACACGCACGCACCCACACACACGCUCUUCAGUCUCCGGGUUUUGUGGCGGCAGCAGCUUCCUCCGUCCAUCAGCCUCCAACGGCUCGACGCAGAAAAACAAAAAGACUCGGAGAACUUGUCGACUCGGUUCGAGUCUCAAAACGAUCGGAACUCGACGACCCAAGUCGCUUCAUCGCCUCGAAUCGCUCUCAGGAGGGUUUCCCCCUCAACUCUGCUCCCCACCAGGAAGAAUACAUUUACAGAGAGAGAGAGACAACAGAGAGGAGGAGGAAGAGGAGUCAUUUAUAAUUCAGAUGAAGGGACUCCGCCUAAUUGUGCUGCUGAUGAAACCAGGUGUCAUCAGGUGAAGAGUGCGCGGACUGAAGCCCGCUGCAGGUGGAGCCCGCCGGUCAGAUUCUUACCUUUACCUGCUCCUCCACCUGCCCACAUCCACCUUCCGGCUUCACAUGGCAGUCCGAGGCGCGCGCUGUGGCGGGAAGGCGCAGCGGCGGCUGAGGACGCAGUCUGCUCUCCGGGUUGGUCUCUCCUCCGCGGAGCCGCUCUUCCAUGGAAACAAACCCUUCAGAUGAACAUGUCGGCUCCUCUCUGGAGGUUUCACCCGCGGCUCUGCUCACUCUGCGGCCGCCGCGUCCCGCCUCACGGCUCCGGGUUGAAAGAAGAGUCGGAGCCGCGCAACGUGACAGAGGUGCUGGGGGGAGGAGGAGGAGGAUGA
This is a messenger RNA of Gambusia affinis (western mosquitofish), 851 nucleotides long. RefSeq lists its product as uncharacterized. Bases 120 to 851 code for a protein of 243 amino acids. The record is from RefSeq and is a predicted model, not a curated record. NCBI's taxonomy places the organism in Eukaryota, Metazoa, Chordata, Actinopteri, Cyprinodontiformes, Poeciliidae. The transcript has 4 exons.